GCCAUCUUCACCUUGGCCCGUCGAGGGGAUCUGGGCGCUGUGAAGCGCGCGCUGGAGCUGGAUGCGGAUCCGAAUAUCCCGGACACCUUGGGUACCACGGCGCGGAGCAGUUUGGAUCCGGAUGACCACACACCCACACCCGUUUCAGAGCCACGAGCACAGCACACAUCCACCUACCGCCAGCACUGGGGUGAACCGCCCAGUCCACAGGGCACAAAGCACUAUGACUAUGACC
Cladocopium goreaui is the source of this 235-nucleotide messenger RNA. Lineage: Eukaryota; Dinophyceae; Suessiales; Symbiodiniaceae. The record is from the annotation of a GenBank genome assembly.